Messenger RNA from Antrostomus carolinensis (chuck-will's-widow), 911 nucleotides. It is a transcript of the gene CFAP20, whose product is annotated as cilia and flagella associated protein 20. Lineage: Eukaryota; Metazoa; Chordata; Aves; Caprimulgiformes; Caprimulgidae. The annotation marks the transcript as partial. The transcript is spliced from 6 exons. The record is from RefSeq and is a predicted model, not a curated record.
GGGAAAGCCCCUGAAGACUGGGAGCUCUUGCAGAGUAGUGAGCGCAGCAAGACUGUCCCUCCUGCCCUGCGCCGCACGGAGCUGGUGGCUGUGCUGGAUGGAGCCGGAGGCCGCCUCGUGGUCUGUGUGCGCAAUGGCCACAUCAAGCGAAUCACCGACAAUGACAUUCAGUCGCUGGUGCUGGAGAUUGAAGGAACUAAUGUCAGUACCACAUAUAUCACGUGCCCUGCUGACCCAAAAAAGACCCUGGGCAUCAAACUACCUUUCCUAGUGAUGAUCAUCAAGAACCUGAAGAAAUACUUCACUUUUGAAGUGCAGGUGCUGGAUGAUAAGAAUGUACGCCGGCGUUUCCGGGCAAGUAACUACCAGAGCAUGACUCGGGUGAAGCCCUUCAUCUGCACCAUGCCCAUGCGGCUGGACGAUGGCUGGAACCAAAUCCAGUUCAACCUAUCGGACUUCACGCGCCGGGCGUACGGGACAAAUUACAUUGAGACCCUGAGAGUUCAGAUCCACGCCAACUGUCGCAUCCGACGGGUGUAUUUCUCUGACCGGCUCUACUCAGAGGACGAGCUCCCCGCUGAGUUCAAGCUGUAUCUGCCUGUCCAGAACAAGGCCAAGCAAUAACACCACGUUGGGAAGAGAUGCGAAAAAUGUUUGGGGUCAGUAAGAAAACAAAAGCAAGUGGAAGAGAAGGCCCUGCUGAGACCAAGUUUUAGAUCAGCUCACCUUACCUAGGGUAACUUUGAUCCAUCUGGUAUCCCUCUUCUGGACAGGACACAAUUAACCAUGUAACAGGUCUGGGACUAUGUUGUUGUUGUGCAAGUUGUAGAGAAUUAGAAUUUUCUCAGCUGUUCCCAAAGUGCUGAGCCCAAACAGUGCAAGUGGCUGGGUGCCUGAUCUUGUGUUGCACA